GGAACUUUAAGACAUGUCAAAUACAACUAAAACUUAUGGUUUGGCGUUGACCCAUAAAGAGUUGCUGUUCGAUCGGAUAAGCUCUGGAGAAAAAGAGAAAAAUGGCAACACCAUCCAAGUUAUACAGUUGCUGCUCUCUGUUAAUGGCGUUUCUGUUUGCUUAUUCCACAGCUGUUCAGUUUAACGACCCUGAUUGGUAUUUGUGGAUUCCACUAUAUGGAUGUGCUUGUGCUGUGAAUCUUGUCAACUGGGAUGUCUCCUUACAAGGCGUGGCUUAUGUUGCUAAGGCAACACUGGGACUUGGAAUAUGUUUGUGGGUGAAGGUGGUAGCAGAGGAUUUUGUGAAUGGAAUUGCAGGGUUUCUCUCUCUAGAUUUAAGUGAGAGAGUGGUAAGGGAGAAAACAGGGAGUGGGUUGGUUGUGUCUUCCAUGGUUUUACACCUGAUAGCAGAAUCAUCAUCAUCAAUCAGAACAAGAAAAGGGGAAAGAGUGUUUUCAAGAUAUGUCUCAUACGGAAUGGCAUCAUUGGUGGCAUUUAGUUAUGGACUUCCCAUUUUCUUCUUCUUGGUUCAAAUGGGCAAAAUGAACUUCUGAAUCAUGUUGGACAAAUGUUACAAGAGAAACUUCAAAAGGAGGGAGAGAAUGUUCUUCAGAUCAAUGUAUUUUCCAAUUUAUAACGAAAAAACUU
Molecule: messenger RNA, 687 nt
Organism: Cucurbita pepo subsp. pepo (vegetable marrow)
Lineage: Eukaryota; Viridiplantae; Streptophyta; Magnoliopsida; Cucurbitales; Cucurbitaceae
Product: transmembrane family 220 helix protein
Source: RefSeq, a predicted model, not a curated record